Motacilla alba alba is the source of this 6075-nucleotide messenger RNA. It is a transcript of the gene SCTR, whose product is annotated as secretin receptor. The coding region runs from base 458 to 1807 and encodes 449 amino acids. The record is from RefSeq and is a predicted model, not a curated record. The transcript is spliced from 13 exons. Gene Ontology annotation, biological process: brain development; cell surface receptor signaling pathway; adenylate cyclase-modulating G protein-coupled receptor signaling pathway. Gene Ontology annotation, molecular function: peptide hormone binding; secretin receptor activity; G protein-coupled peptide receptor activity. NCBI's taxonomy places the organism in Eukaryota, Metazoa, Chordata, Aves, Passeriformes, Motacillidae. Gene Ontology annotation, cellular component: plasma membrane.
CCAGGGCUGUACUUCCCCUUGAUUGUUUGCCUCUGCCAUUGUGGAGCUGACAUCUUACAGGGGAGUCCUGCUCGGUCCCUUAUCGUGGGAGCAUGAGGAGAGAUCAUUGCCCAGCGACACCCAUCGAUUACAGUGAAUAAUAGCCAGGAAGGGAGGCAGACAACAGUAGGAACAUGCUCAAGAGAGGUGCUGUAAUUCUUGGGACAGGGCGCUUCUGCAGAGGAGGAGGAGAGUUGCAGGGUGGACGGGAGGCGGGGGGGUCCUGUCACUGCUGAUGCUCUCUAGAGCUCAGCAGCUGGAGAGAAACAUUGGCUAAGGAUGGUCAAAGCUGGGAAGGGAAAAAGGCAAGGAGGGAAAAGGAUGAAGUGAAAAGAGCUAGGAGCCACCCUGGAGAGCAUACAAACAGCCUGCUGACCUCUGAUGCAUGAGGGAUGAAGAAAACAGACUGUGACUGACUAUGUGGACCAUCUGGGUGAUCUUCUGCAUUUCAGCUGUCCCGAUCAAAGCUAUUCCACCUGUCUGUGACCUUCUGAGUGUCCUGAAAAGGGAGGAAGAAAAGUGUGUGGAGACUCUUUCCCUGGAGGCAAAGAACAGAACGACUGAAAAUGGUCUGCUCCUGAGCUCAGGCAGAUGUGCUGGAAUGUGGGACAACAUGAGCUGCUGGCCUUCAUCCACUGUGGGACAGACUGUCAAUGCUCACUGCCCUGAAUUCUUUCAGAUGCUGACUGGGAAAAAAGGUUUUGUGUACCGAAACUGUACAAGUGAGGGCUGGUCAGAGCCGUACCCGAGACCUGACAUUGCUUGUGGCUACAAUGUCAACGACACAACCAACGAGGCCAGACGUUCCUAUUUCAUGACCCUGAAGACCAUGUACACCAUCGGAUACUGCACCUCCCUUGUGACGCUGAUGAUAGCCUUGGUGGUCCUGGCCUCCUUUAGAAGGCUUCGCUGCACAAGGAACUACAUCCACAUGCAUCUCUUCACGUCAUUCAUUUUGCGAGCCUCAUCCAACUUCAUCAAGGAUGCUGUCUUGUUUUCCUCUGAGGACACAAAUUACUGUGGGGCAUACACGGCUGGCUGUAAGCUCACCAUGGUCUUCUUCCAGUAUUGCAUCAUGUCUAACUACAGCUGGCUCCUCGUGGAAGGACUCUACCUUCACACUCUCCUGGUGAUUUCCUUCUUCUCGGAAAGGAAGUUCCUCUGGUGGUUCAUCGCCCUCGGAUGGGGUGCCCCAACGGUGUUUGUGGCUGCAUGGGCGACUGCCCGGCAGCUCCAUGAAAAUGUUGGGUGUUGGGACAUUAACACUGAUGCCAAUACCUGGUGGAUCAUUAGAGGCCCCAUAGUUGUGUCUAUAUUUAUUAAUUUCAUUCUCUUUGUCAACAUUUUAAGAAUCCUGAUGAGGAAGCUCAGCUCCCCUGAGAAACGGAGCAGUGAUUUCAACCAAUACAAGAGACUUGCAAAGUCAACACUCCUCCUCAUCCCUCUCUUUGGAGUCCACUAUAUCAUCUUUGCUUUUUUCCCUGAGGAUGCAAGCAGCGGUACAAUGGAAAUUCAGCUGUUUUUUGAAUUGGCUCUUGGAUCAUUCCAGGGCUUUGUUGUGGCUGUGCUUUAUUGUUUUCUUAAUGGUGAGGUUCAGCUGGAAGUUCAGAGAAAGUGGAGGCAGUGGCAUUUAAGCAAGCACUGGCGACAGCAUCUCAGCACGUCAGCGAGUAACGGAGGAAGCGGCUUGACUCAGGAGAUGCAGAUGGUGAGGUCCAGCCCAGCAGAGCACAGGAGAGGAACCCUCCAAAGGUCAAGUGUGCUUUAACUCUGUGCACCUGAGGGUACCUCCAUGCUCAGAUACACAUGGCUGAGUCCCAUGGACUGAGCUGGGAGUCCUGUGUCCAUAUCCAAAGCGGGACUUGGCUGUGGAUCAAGGGAUCUUGGAGCACAUCUGUUCAUGUAUAUCCUGUGCAGCACCAUGGUUAUUUUGCAAAGCAAAAUGGGCCAAAAUAUUAUGCUCUUCCUUGAGUUUCUGCCCACUGUAAUUUGUGUUUCUUUCCACACCUGCUGCUAGUUCUACCUUAAAUGUGACCUUCCAUUUUCCAUGUGGCUCUCCAGCAUGUUCCAGGCUAAGCCAGGCUGGUUCUUUGUUUUUAUUGCUGCAGAAGCUGGGAGGACAUUGAAUUUUAUACUAUGAAGGUAACAUGCCAGCUUCCAUGGGUUUGAAGUGCACAAUUAAUUAAUCCCUAGAAUUUAUCAAGGUUCAAAGCCUUUCUGUUGUGGUGAUGGAUGAAUGGAUGAUGGACUCUGAGAACACAAGGCACAGCUGAGCUCCAGUUUCCUCUCUGACUGCAUAUCCAUUGCACCAGUGACAGUGGCAGGCUCAGACAGGUUUUUGCCUUUGCCUGUUUCAGCAGUGGAGACCUUGGGAACAACGGUGGUCCAAUUUGGAUAUUUGAAUCAUUUUGAAAUGGUAGCAAAGCUAUUACAACAUAUUCCAAGGGUGACCAAAAAAACUUCAGUAAGAUAGCUCAUCCCUAUUGUGUCUGUACCUCUGAGACUUGACCAGCAUGUGUUCGAAGGGAAGAAAUGAAAGCUCUUGAGACAUCUGAAGGUCAAUUGAACUGGACAGUAGAAACUGUCUGGUGAAAAACAACAGCGUAGUGGCUACCAAAAAUCCCUUUAGAGUCUACAGUCCCUCUGUGUACUGAAAUCUGCAAGGCUGUGCACUGUAAUAUGCUGUCAAAAAGCAUCUGAGCUAUCACAGCUUUAUGCUCUUAAGGACAUAAUUAAGCAGAUUUCCCUGCUUUGAGUGGGAAAGGGAUAAAAUAAUUAAUCUGACAAAUGAAAUCAAAUCUCCUACUUGAUUUUGUAUCCACAUUUCCCUAGUUGGGGUGAUUUUUGGCUGGGUUUCUUCAAGGGCAAAGAUGCUUGAACUGGAAGCAAAUGAUGUUUACCACUUCUCCCUCCUCCCAAUCACCUUCAAGACAUUGGCAAAACAUGCAUGGCAUGUCAAAUGCUGCCUGAGCAGCAUUCUCCCAGCCCCUCUGCCAAAACUGCUCCAACGAGCUUUUAAUCACACCAAAUGCAUACAUGGCAGGCUUCUGCCAUUUUAUCGGAAGACAAACAUGCAGAGAAGUUCAAAGGAUACAUUCAAGCUUAAAUUACUGUACUGAGCAGGUUUUUUGAUGUUAGCUCUCUUUGAAACUCUGAGAUUCAGGAAAAAAAAUAUCUUUUUUUCACUGGGAAUGCUGACAGUUAUCGCACACCCUCCCUGGUGCAGCAGCAGCACACAGAGGGCAGCCAGGAGAGGAAGGGCACUCAGCAGCAGGGAGACCUUUGUGGUUGCUCCAGCCUGCCCUGCCUGGUUGGCUUUCUUGGCUCAUGCAGGUCUCCCAGCACUAGGAGAGUUGAACCUCUUUAGGACCAGGAAAAAAAAUUACGAGAUGUAAAGCUGUAAAUGGCAAGUGUUUCAAGGAAUUACUUUAAACUUAUAUUUUUGGAAAUUACAAGGUUUCAAGUUGGCUUUGUCCUUUAAAAAUCAGCCAAAACAAGUGGAAGGAAGAACAGAAGCAGGAUCAGUCCCAUGACCAAAGGAGAAGUGAAAGCCCCUCCCUGAAGGUUGGAAUGAAAGAUCUCACUUUUUGCUGACUCACCCAAGCCAAGCAGAGCUCCAAACUUGUCGGGGGGUCACUCUGUCCCAAUGCAUUUAGUAAGUCUGAUACUUCUGAAAAAAUGUAACCCUAAUUUUCUCUCUGGCCUAUGAAUGAGACCAAGAAGGGCGAAACAACUUGUAUGUUCCCUCUCUGAGAAUUAAACAUUCAUCCUUCAAGCCAAAGCAGCUGUUUGUUUUAAAUGCAAGAGCCUCUUUCCAGCAUAAAUGAAGAAAUACAGAUUCAGAGAUACAAUAACAUGUAAUUAAUUAGAUCUGAUGCAAUUAUUGGCACUCACACCAGUGAGAGAGCCAGUGUAAGAUCUCAGCCCUGCAGUGCAUGGCUAGGACCAGCACAAGACUGGGAGGAGCCCAGGCUGAGCAUGAUACCUAUUUGUACAGGGGCCUGCCACAUGCCCCAGAAAAAAAUACUGCUGGUUUUCAUAUUUAAAAACCGCCAGUUCUAGCAUAAAUUAUUGUUUUACAUGACCAUUUUGGUUUAUUUGUCUUGUCUGAAACAACCAAGAAAAAUGAAUUAUUCCCAGAUUCUGUACAACAUGUUCACUUCAGGCAUCAAGCACAAACCUUGUUUGGAUGAAGACCUGAUAAACUCCAUAAAGACUCCUGGAUGUCAGCUGGAAUUUGGAGUCCUCAAAUCUUGGGGAAGAGCACGUCCACGCAGGAAGAUAGCAGAAGCAGGCAGCCCCAGAGUUAUGAUGCUGUGACCUUCUCCUGGUUUCUGCUGGCAAGAAAACUUCUUCUGUCCUGGAAGCUGCUGCCAACCACCAUGACAGGGGAAUGGGUUCUUACCUCUCCCAUCUCCUGGGCAGGCUCUGCAAUGGCUCCCCUGCACUGCUGUGGAUCUUGCUUGUUUAGCUGUGCUGAAGGAUGCUAGAGAAAAGAGCUGUUUAGCUCUGGGGACAUUGACAUGUUUGUAAGCAGAUGAAGGCACAGAGGGUGAACACAAACUCCAUAUCCAUGGAGCCCACCCACUUUCCUUUCAUUGCACUUGCUCCUGGGUAUUCAAUGUAAUAUGUAAUACCAGUAAAUAGGACCUGAGUACCACCUUUCACACAAGUAGUAAUCAUUGUUCAGGACACUGGUGACAGCCUCUGGCUAUUCAACCCAGAUGCCCUGAGGAGCCAGUUGUUCUUCUGCAAGCCAGCACCAGCACGAGCAUCAGCAGCCUAAGAGCUGAUGAAUUUAAGAGGAAAUGGAUUUUCUUUCCCACACGGGCAACAAGGAAGUACCUAGCAAAACUAUCAGAAGCAAAAACCAGUAGUUGUUCAGUGAAUAAUUACAUUGUGCAAUGCCUGAGUGCAGGGGAGCUGAAGUGGGCUGUGUCAGAAGGGUUGGUACCGAUUCAGUGGGGUUGAGUCCAGUGAAGGUGAGAGGCCUCAGGAAUUCAGGCAACACCCCUUCCAGGACACUGCCUGGGGCAAACCUUGUUUUCACCCAGAAAUGAGGCCCUUCUUGCAUGUGCCAGCUGUCUUAGAACAUUGAGAAGAAGGGCUAUUACCAGCUUACCAUAGGCCCCAGCAGAGUGAAAAAGAAAGCAGGUGAGGAGAGUCAUGUAAUAUUAUCUUUGUAAUCACCUUCCUGUGGCUUGCAAAAGCAAGCAAGGCUCAACCCCAUUCCUGGUGUCCCUACAAGCACAGCUGAUGAACGUAUUGGAGACUUAAAACCAAAAUAACGUGCUCUAGAGGACCCUGCUGGAGCAGGGAGGCUGGGCUAGAUGACCUCCAGUGCACCCUUCCAACCUUAACCAUUCUGUGAUUCUGGAAAAACACAGUAGAGGCAGGAAAUUUCCCUAGCUAGCAUGCUCUGUAUCAACAUUUCCUUAUUCUCAUCCACAGGCAAUGGCUUGUGUACAAGUGUCUAAUUAAAGUUAGUAGCUAAGUCUAAACGGCUCAUUAACAAGAAGUGAUGUUCAUUACCCUGCUUUUAAAGAGAUGUUAAACUGAGACAGGCCAACGACCUCUCCUGUUGGAAAGAGAACACCAGGUGCUAAUUAACUUGAGAUUACAUAAACUAAUCCAGUGGUGUAGCUGGGAAGCUCUUUUCCUGACACUUAACUAAACCUGCUAAUACAGUGAGCUCUGAGAAAAACACAUAAAUACAUUUGUACUCAGAUACCACUUCUUGCAGGCCAAACAAUCGGAGCUGAGGAAAAGAGCAAGGAUGCUUCAGACACGGGGUGCAGUGUGGGAACAGGAAGGUGAAGGACACAGGAAAGAGCUCUUUAGCUGGUAAACAGAGCACAUGCAACAGCAGGAAGUCAUUAAAGCGCCUACAAGGUUAUCUCAAAUUCCCACUAAGAAACACAGCUGACUGCCCUUCUUGUUUUGCAAGACAAGAAAGCAGUGCUGCCUUCUUGGGCUGGGGCAGACACUCCGGAGGCAAAAGGAGAGGGGAGUGUGCAGUGGCCUCAGUUCCCUUGG